UGGGAGAGCUCGUGAACAAGUCUUCAGCACUCUGCUUUGUCCGCAGAUUACGAUUGCUGAGGAUCGCAUUAUCUACAUCUCCUACCCGUCACUUAGUUUUAUUUUCUCUCUCCGCAAUUACCGCCAACAACCAAUCUUCAGUGAAAGUAUCCGCUGCCCAGAACAAUGGCUAGCUCGGAGUCUACGGCCGAAGCAGCGAAGAAGUCGCUCGUGCAGAAGGCCAGAGCAUGGGGAGAAAAUCCAUUCCCACCCACGCUGCUGGCGUCGCUCAUCACAGCGCAGUAUAUGCGACCCUUCCAGGCGCUCCCGAUGCUCUUUCCCCCGGUCCUUCUGUUCACGAGUUACGCCAGUGUCAAUGGUUUCAAAACAGACAGUGCUGGAAUCAGUGCUGCAUGGUCCGGUCUAUACCUUCUCCUUGCUGGCCGACGAAAGCAGCCUUUCAUGAAGAAGUGGGGUGCACGAGGCAUCAUUCGGGGCGCAACAAUGGGUCUCUGCUUUGUCAACAUGGUCUCGGGCGGACUGGCCUAUACGCUAGGCAAGAGAGAGGAUGAAGAAGAAGAAGACUAAAGUCAUGACACUAAUUGGGGGGAGGAGCAAAGCUGGUUAGGCGUUUCCUGGGAAUGCAUGGUGUUUCUAGAGGUCCACUGGUCAUCACGUCCUGUUUGUAUGAGGUUCCAAUAUAUAGGCGUAUAGAUACGUAUCUAUCACACAGUUUCAUUCAUAGCCCAUCAUUAUCAGUUAUGUACCA
Paecilomyces variotii is the source of this 748-nucleotide messenger RNA. RefSeq lists its product as hypothetical. NCBI's taxonomy places the organism in Eukaryota, Fungi, Ascomycota, Eurotiomycetes, Eurotiales, Thermoascaceae. The record is from RefSeq and is a predicted model, not a curated record. The transcript has 2 exons. The coding region runs from base 166 to 567 and encodes 133 amino acids.